Messenger RNA from Limulus polyphemus (Atlantic horseshoe crab), 4834 nucleotides. RefSeq lists its product as uncharacterized. The annotation marks the transcript as partial. Gene Ontology annotation, biological process: regulation of gene expression. Gene Ontology annotation, cellular component: nucleus; super elongation complex. NCBI's taxonomy places the organism in Eukaryota, Metazoa, Arthropoda, Merostomata, Xiphosura, Limulidae. The record is from RefSeq and is a predicted model, not a curated record. The transcript is spliced from 13 exons.
UUGUAGCCAUCAGAAAGAUUUUCAAGAUAGCGACGAAGAAUCGGUCCUGGCUGUUAGAAGACUAGAGCAGCUAGGAAGUGACAGAUCAGAUUACAGUGACAUUCUCAACCCACCACUUCCCACAGAAAUCAUGUCAAGUAUAGAAAGCAGUUCCAGUGACUCAGAAGAGAGUAGCUCUGGCUCAGAAUCAAAAGAAAGUAAUUUGUCUGGAAGAGUUUCUCCAGAAUCACCAGCAAAGCAUAGUACUCAAAGCUGGAGUCUUGCUAACUUUAUGGAAAAGAAAGACUUGCGCCCUUUAGCAUCAUUAAAAGAUGCAAAUUCAAGUAGUUACCAUCAUAAAGUUCAACAUCCUGUGAUGAGCAAUCAACAGAAUAUCACACUGGAUUUGGCUGAUAAAGAUUCUGUUAAUUGGAUUCUAGGAAAAUAUUCUAGUGAUGAUAUUAAGGAUUAUUUACAAAGUCCAAGCCCUAACUUACUGGAUUUUGAUUCUGAGGCCUUGUCACCAAACCGCGAGGGCCAGCUGUUGUUGUCACCCAUUAUUUCAUCACCACUGCUAAAAGAAGAAGACACUGAAUCAGAAAAGGAUGCCUUAAAUACACAUCUUUCUGAGGAAGAAAAGUGUAGAAGUGAGAUACAAAGAAACAACAAUAUCAGAUGGUUAGAAAAGAACUAUGGCAGUGAAACUAAAGGGGCUUUUGCUGAUCAGGAACACUGUGUCAAAGUACAAGUACAUACAGGGAAAACAGAAGAAAAUCUUAAUAUAUCAGAGAGUGAAAAAAGUACAAAUAUAUUUUGUAAUCAAUAUAGUUCAAGCCUUUCUUUUACUCCCGAGAUGUCCAGCUCAACUGUGUCUAGAGCCGAUAGUACAGUGAAAAGUUCUAGGCCAACAAACAAGUCUACUAUAUAUGAUUCUCCAUUGCAUAGUUCAAGUAGUAAUAACUCCUAUAAAUAUUUAACUUCAUUUAAGUAUAGUCAAGAAACCAUACAAAAUAACCAUUAUAAGACUAAAAAAACAACAGCAACUAGUAAAAGCCCACAAAAGCUUUUGUGUGAUGGUUAUGUAGAUAAAAGUAUUGCCAGAAAAGAAAUCUUUAAAAUGUCUGACCAUAAAAUGAAAAAUGGAUCAGGGAGGUUCACAGUGGCAAAGUCUGCGAGUUUACAUUCUGAAAAAAAAUCUCAUAAGCAAAAACCGAAAAGAAUGGUGAAAAGAAACACAUUAAAAAUAAAAUCUCAGGAGAUUAUCCAGUCAGAUUCAUCAGAUUCAGAUGAACAUGAAACAUUUAUAGCUCUAAGAAACGUUUCAUCCAAUGUGAAAAAUAUUGACAAUGAGAAAUUUUCUUUAAAAGAAAAAUCACCUAGUGUUACCUCUAGUUUGUCCAGAAGACAUAGACAAAAAAUUAAGAAUGGAGAUACCCAUAUAAUUUCUACUAAUGUAUCAAAUUCGUCUCAUUUAACUGACGUGAUUAAUGGUGUAGCUAAAGGAGACUUCCUGUGUUUAGACAGCUGCUCAGAUAACGAGAAGCAUGUGCCAUUAAAUGGAGAGAGUAAUCUACUGACCAAGUCAUUUGACUAUACAACAAUGCUUAACUGUGAGAAUCCCAUUAAAAUGGACUCGGCCAUAAUUCUCUCACCCAUUCAUAAUGGGAGGACACCUAAAGCUCUUCCAGAGCACAAAGAAAAUGCCAUUCCAUGUGUUCUAGUGAAUAUUAAUUUAGGUCUUAUAAACCGAGUGCCUGUAUAUCCACCAAUAGACAGGACUAUAUCUGGUAAAGAAAAAGAUAAAAUUCAAUCAAAAGACUCUAUCAAAUCCAGUCCAAGGGAACAUUUGAAAGAAAUAAAAGAUUUGAAUAGAAAAAGUGUUUGUUUAAGUCCUAUGUGUGAUAACCUAUCAUCAGUAAAGAGUAAAGAGAUAAGUACUCAAUCAACACCUAAAACUCAGAAGCGAAAAGCUGAAGAAGAUAACAGAGGGAAUGAAAAGAAACACAAAAUGUCUGCCACUGCCAGUAUACCCCCAGAAGCACAAGUUACUGUAAAACAUGCACUCAUGGAAAGGGACCAACUCUGGAGUUAUAAAUCUUCACAAAAAUCUUCAAGAAAUUGUGAUAGUCCAGCUAGUCUUUCAGUUUGUUCAUAUUCUAGCCACCAGAGUGUUCUCAGUGUGAGUUCAGCAGGAAAAAGCCACCACAAAGACAAAAAGGACGAGCUCACUAGCAGAUACAAGCUGAAAGUAAAGCCAUUGCAUUACAAUAAUGAUGUGGCAGAAACUUUCAUACCCCAUUCUUCCAAUAAAGAAAUAGAAAAUAGAGUGAAAAUGAAUGAUAAUGAAAAAUAUACUAGUUGCAGAGAUAUAGAGAAACACAGAAGCAAAAAGAACUUGAGCUCCGUGGCCAGUAAAAAAUGUAAAAGUAAUUUUACGAAAGAAAGCAGUCACAAGUCACAUAGUGAGAGAACCUUGAGCAGCUGCAAGGAGAUGUGUUCAGCUGAUCAAGAGGAGGGUGGUGAGAGCAGCCAUAUUAGAAACAUCCAGUCUUUAGAACAUAAUAAUAAUAAAGGACAAGAUUGGCCACUGUUUAAACAUAAGCUUUAUUUGGAUCAUCACAUGAAAAGUUUUUCUUCAGAUAACUACUUGAAUGAAGCAAAAGAAAUGAAACGCCAGGCAGACAGAGAGGUGGACAGAACUGUUCAAGCAAUGAAGUACCUGGAGGCUGUCUUGUACUUCACACUUACAGGCAAUGCAAUGGAGCACAAUCAUGUAGACAAUGACAAAGUAUACACAAUGUACAAAGAAACUUUAGGUUUAAUUAGGCAUAUUUCUUCCAAUUUUCAAAACAGUGAGCACACUUUUAGCUCUGGAAAUAUUGACAGAAGAUUAGCGGUGUUAAGUCUUAGGUGCCAGUCUCUGCUUUACUUAAAACUUUAUCGUCUUCAAAGAUUUGAAGUCAGGGAGCUACACAAAUCAUUAAGUGAAUUUCAGAAGUCUUCUGUUAGCCAGAUGGCUUCUUAUCCUUCUCCAUGCCACCACAGAAACUGUGGAGGGCCAGGUCCAAAUGGUGUUCCUUCGCCACACUCACCUACACCCUCACCAGCAGGAUCUCAGAGUAGUGGGUACAGUAGUAGUGAGUUGACUGGGUGCUGUAAUACCCUGCAGUCUAGGAAAGGCUAUAGCAAUUUUUACACAUUAGCCCCAAGCCACUUGCCAAGCACACAUCAUCAGAUUGUUGGAAUCCCUCAGAAUAUUUACAAUAAUUUGCUGAAGCAAAAUACCCUCCUUACUAACCUUCAUUUGUGUGUGGAUCUAUGGGAGCAAGCAGAUUGCCUGAUUGAACACAGUGGCUCAAGAGAAUUUUUCAGUGCUCUGGAUAAAAGCUGUGGACAUUUAACCCUUCACAGCUCUUUCUCCGACCUUGUUCGUUAUGUUCGAGCUGGACUUUACAGGCUAAAAGAAGGAAACUGAAACAAGCUGAUAUUUGAGUUCAGAUCAAAGGCAAACCUGCAGUAUCCCAAGAAAUCAUAUACAACAAUAAACUGUAAAUCAUCAUCACAUGUGAAUUAUAGUGAUGAAGGUAAUAUGCUUCAUCACAAAACAUAAUAUUUUUGUCAUGUCUAUAUUUCAUGAAUUGUAAACACUCCUUUCUUGGACAAUAGUGCCUAGAUUUGUGCACAGCACAUUGAUCUGUCCUUUAUUACUUGACCAGUGUAGAGAUUCAGUACAGAGUGGAGUUCACAAUCAUGAAAGAAGAGACUGACACAUGAAUUGAUUUGAGGUUUUUAUAGUAAGUAAUUUAUAAAUAUAUUAAUUGUGAUUUUUAAGGUCAGUUCUAAUAUUUACUUGUUUAAUUGUUUUGACAUUGAGCUUUGAAUUUAGCUAGCUGUUUCUAAGUCAGUGAAUAGAGUGCACAAAGUAUUUCUUAAGGUAAUAAACUUCCUUAUGCUUUGUAAAAAAAGCAAAAAAAAAAAGCUAGUUUCACAAGAAAAAUGAAUUCUUUUGCAACAUAUUGAGACAGCAAUGUUUAACAUUUGUAAGUAUUGUAACACAAUCAAAGUUUUUCGAAAACCCAAUCAAAAAAUAAUAAUGAUAAAGUUGUUAUAAGAAGAAUCUGAUUUUUCAUAUAAUGCAUACUUUAGAAGAGAGGUCUUUGAGAAGGCAUCCCAUGACAAAUUUUCAAACUUAUUUCCUCUUGUGACAAAACUAACUAAACUUAUCAAGGUGAAGAAUUUGUGUUGUUGUUGUUUGUACACUUUAGUGGAAAAACUGUGUUUGGUAAUUAGUUUAGAUAACAGCUUAAAGCCUGAAAUUUUUUAAUUAUUAAAUAUAUAACAUUUAUACAUAACAGAAGUUUUGCUUGUAGUUUUCAGUAAAAAAAAAUCAUGCUUGUACAAAUUGUGUUCAAAAUGUUUCAUAGUAAUAAUGUGAAAUUUAAAAAUACCUUUUAAAGUUUAGGCAGUUUUUAAUUUAAGAUUUUUAGAGAAAAUUUAUUUAAUAAUUUAAAUUAUGACUUGUUUACAAACUAAUUGAAAACUUAGAAGAUGGGUUUCUAUAAGAAGUAUUAAAGUUUAUUGGCUAAGCUUAGGUUAAAUAGCUGGAAGCUUAUGUUGACAGCAUCUUUUUGACUUUUAAUAACAAAAGUCAUUACUCUUGUACACUAACUUAGCUCAGAAGUUUCUUGUGUUCUUCUACAUUUAGUGGGUUUAGAGUCCUGUUGAAAAGACUGGCAAGUUUGCUGUUGAUAUUUUGUAGAGUCUUAACUAGCUAUUCUUGUUUGUAACAAUAAUAACAAAUAGGGACUUUUAAGAAUGUUCUACACUUGUAUUGUUUUUAAAUAUCCAAAAAUUU